GAGGACUUGCAAACAAUUUUCGACUCCGACAUCAAUCUUUCUUGCCCCAAUAUACCAGGCAAACCACCGCCAGCAUAUUCGAGCUCUAUCCUGGAGUAUCUAACAGCACUGGCCCAAGAACGCUCGACAACCAAUCAGCCUCAGGUGGCAAUAGGGAUCAAGACGCCACCGUACACGUAUCACGAUCAAUUCCAGGUUCUGAUUGAUGCUUUACUUGCGGCAAGCAACCCGACCUGUCAUGUCGACUUCAUCACGGCCACGAACACGCUGGGGUCAAGUCUGGUAUUGCGGAAUGAUUUUUGCACUCCAGUCCUUGAAUCUGCCUCCGGUUUGGGUACAGGUGGAAUGGCUGGUGCACCGAUUCAUUCGCUUGCUUUGGGAAAUGUCAAGACGAUCCGAGCAAUGCUUGACAAGCACGAAGAGCUGCAAGGCAUUGACAUUAUAGGCAUUGGUGGUGUUAGUGAUGGUGCUGGUUUCCAAAGAAUGCGUGCUGUUGGUGCUGAGGUCGUUGGCGUUGGUACUGCUCUGGGACGCGAAGGUGUGGCCGUAUUUGCACAGAUA
Molecule: messenger RNA, 561 nt
Organism: Pseudocercospora fijiensis CIRAD86
Lineage: Eukaryota; Fungi; Ascomycota; Dothideomycetes; Mycosphaerellales; Mycosphaerellaceae
Exons: 1
Biological process (GO): 'de novo' pyrimidine nucleobase biosynthetic process
Cellular component (GO): cytoplasm
Molecular function (GO): dihydroorotate dehydrogenase activity
Source: RefSeq, a predicted model, not a curated record